Molecule: messenger RNA, 2716 nt
Organism: Cucurbita moschata (crookneck pumpkin)
Lineage: Eukaryota; Viridiplantae; Streptophyta; Magnoliopsida; Cucurbitales; Cucurbitaceae
Product: helicase SEN1-like
Exons: 6
Coding region: 55-2559 (834 amino acids)
Molecular function (GO): helicase activity
Source: RefSeq, a predicted model, not a curated record
CUCUCCAUCUCUCUCUCGUUUCAUUUCUAUAAACCACUUUUUUCUCUCUACAAAAUGGAAGGAGGAGAAAGUUGUAGACGCCACAAACCAAGUAGUGCCAAGGACUCCAAUGGUCUCAUUGAUGUUUUGUUUUCUUGGGAGUUGACAAAUGUGUUCAAUCAAAACUUGUAUAAACUCAAGGUGGGGAAUAUUCCAAAAUCAUUUGAAUCAGAGGAACACUACAGAGGCUCAUACUUGUUCCCUUUGUUAGAAGAAACAAGGGCAGAGUUGUGCUCAAGUUUGAAGGCAAUUCACAAAGCACCUUCUGCUCAAGUGGUUUCCAUUGAAGAGUCAAACGCAAAAAGAGGCAAAAUCUUGUUCAAUGUGAAUGUUAGCCCUUGGAGAAGCACUGAUGGGAAGGGGCAGCAGCCGUACAAAGCACUUCCAGGCCAUAUUUUUAUAAUCUUGGACUCUGAUCCUCAAACUACCGAUAGUGAUUAUUUGGAACGCUCAGAAUUCAACUGGGCAUUUGCUUGGUUGGGACAAAUCACCGACAAUAGUAUCCCUACUCAUCUCAACCUUCAUGUUUCUAAAAACAUCACAGCUCAAGGUGACAUCCUCGAAUCAACAACACUUUUCAUUGUUUUUCUGAUGAAUGUGACAACCAACUUGAGAAUAUGGAAGGCGUUACAAUGUUCUGCUGGUGGGGGCAUCAUUGGGCGUGUUUUGGGCACAACGUGGCUGGGAAACCAUCAAAGCUGCACAGAAUGCACUCAAAAUGAUCAAGAAGAUCCCACGCAAGAUUACCCUACACCACACCCGUCUUCAUUGAAUGAAUCCCAAAAGGUUGCAAUAGAAACUUGUAUCCAAAAUACUCUCUGCCAACACAAGCCUUCAAUAGACCUUAUAUGGGGCCCACCCGGAACAGGCAAAACCAAAACUACCAGUAUAUUACUUUGGAGAAUCUUAACAAUGAAGCACCAAAUUAGGACUCUUGCUUGUUCUCCCACAAAUGUUGCCAUUACAAAUCUUGCCUCACAAGUUGUGAAGUUGCUAAAAGACGAGUCUUUUCGUAAAGACCACAUCUUUUGCCCUUUGGGACAAUUGCUUUUAUUUGGGAACAAAGAUAGACUUAAAGUUGAUUCUCAGCUGGAAGAGAUUUAUGUAGAGCAUAGAGUUGAAAAACUUAUCAAGUGUUUAGGACCAAAUGGCUGGAAGUUUCAAAUAACAUCCAUGAUAGAGAUUCUUCAAGGAUGCAAAUUUCCAAGAUUGAAGAGAAUGUUCAAAUCCAUUGCUUCAUCACUUUUAGAAUGUGUUCACAUUUUAACCACUCACGUCCCUCAAGAGGUCAUUAUGGAGCAUAAUUUGAAAAAAAUGGAGAUUCUUGUUGAGUUGAUUGGUGAUAUUGGGACCCUUCUGAGUGAAGAUGAUGAUAAAGUGAGAGGAACUUUGAUUGGUUUGAAGGGUCAAUGUGUUUUGGUUUUGCAGACUCUUUUGAUGUCGCUUGACCAGGUUGAAGUUCCAAGUAAAGUAAGCAGAAACUCGAUCGAGAAGUUUUGUUUUCAGCAAGCUUCUUUGAUAUUUAGCACAGCUUCAAACUCUUUCAAGUUGAAGAAUGUGAAAAAGAAUUCACUCAACUUGUUAGUUGUUGAUGAAGCUGCUCAAUUGAAGGAAUGUGAAUCACUCAUACCUUUGCAACUUCCUGAUAUAAGGCAUGCUAUUCUUAUUGGCGAUGAGUUCCAAUUACCAGCAACAAUAAGCAGCAAGGUUUCUGAGGCAGCUGGAUUUGGUACAAGCCUUUUUGAGAGGCUUAGUGUCUUAGGACACUUCAAGCACCUAUUGAACACACAAUAUAGGAUGCAUCCGUCUGUGAGCCACUUCCCAAAUUCCAAAUUCUAUGGCAAUCAAAUUCUGGAUGCUUCCAUUGUUAUGAAUAAGCAGCUGUAUGAAGAACAUUACCUUCCUAGUCCUCUGUUCGGUCCAUAUUCUUUCAUCAAUGUUUCUGGUGGACAAGAGGAGAGCAAUGAUGAUGGACAAAGCAAGAAGAACAUGUUUGAGGUAGUUGUUGUGGCCCAAAUAAUACAAAUGCUUUACAAAGCAUGGUCCAACAAGAAGAAGGAUAUUAGCAUUGGGGUGAUAUCUCCUUACGCUGCACAAGUUUCAUCAAUCCAACACAAACUUGGAAGAAAAUAUGAGAAGAAGGAAGGUUUUACAAUAAAAGUGAAGUCUGUUGAUGGAUUCCAAGGUGGCGAAGAGGAUGUGAUUAUAAUAUCUACAGUUAGAUCCAACCGUGGAAACAACAUUGGAUUCCUCUCAAGCUCACAAAGAACCAAUGUUGCUCUCACAAGAGCUAGGCAUUGUCUUUGGAUUGUGGGAGAUGCAACAACCUUAGGAAAAAGUAAUUCAGAAUGGAGAGAAGUUAUUAAGGACGCCAAGUCUCGCCAAUGCUUGUUUAAUGUUGAAGAGGACAAAGAGUUGGGAGAUGCAAUGAAAAUGAUGAAGACUUCGCAAAUGUCUGAUAUCAACCAAGAGAUUCUCAACCUUGACAAUAUUUACAACAGUGAUCACAAGAAGAAAUGAGAUGGGGUUUGAUUGCUCUUACACACUUCAAUUGUUAUUAGUGUGAUAUGUUUAUGAACUUUAAAUUAACACGCCUCGUUUAGUUCUGGGGUUUGGCUUACAAGUCAUUUUCCAAUAUUAAUUAAUAGGGCAGCGAUAUCUUGAAUAUAUUCAAUAA